Messenger RNA from Hordeum vulgare subsp. vulgare (domesticated barley), 1944 nucleotides. RefSeq names its product tryptophan decarboxylase 1-like. Gene Ontology annotation, molecular function: carboxy-lyase activity; pyridoxal phosphate binding. The transcript has a single exon. The coding region runs from base 130 to 1662 and encodes 510 amino acids. The record is from RefSeq and is a predicted model, not a curated record. Lineage: Eukaryota; Viridiplantae; Streptophyta; Magnoliopsida; Poales; Poaceae. Gene Ontology annotation, biological process: amino acid metabolic process.
CAACUCCUCUGCUUCUUCUUCUUCUUGCUCUCCGGCAGCAAAGCAAAACGAGCUAGCUCCACCUCAUCAAGCCAAGAAACCUCACACCUCCUUUCCCACGAUCCCACUUAAGAGUAAAUCCUUCUAAAAAUGGGCAGCUUGGACGCCAACCCAAUGUCCUUCUCCGCCUUCCCUGACGACAAGGCCGCGUUCGAGCCGCUCAACCCCCAAGAUGUUCGUGCAUACCUCCACAAGGCAGUGGACUUCAUCUCCGACUACUACACCAACGUCGAGUCCAUGCCCGUUCUCCCUAACGUGAAGCCGGGAUACCUCCAAGACGAGCUCAGCGCGUCCCCACCGACCUACUCCGCUCCGUUCGAUGUCACUAUGAAGGAGCUCAGGACGUCCGUCGUCCCCGGCAUGACGCACUGGGCUAGCCCAAACUUCUUUGCCUUCUUCCCCUCAACCAACAGCGCCGCUGCCAUCGCCGGUGACCUCAUCGCAUCUGCCAUGAACACCGUUGGAUUCACAUGGCAGGCCUCCCCCGCGGCCACUGAGAUGGAGGUUCUCGCUCUCGACUGGCUUGCACAGCUUUUGCGCCUACCCACCACCUUCAUGAACCGCACCAGCACUGGUCGUGGCACCGGCGGUGGCGUCAUCCUUGGCACGACCAGUGAGGCAAUGCUUGUCACGCUAGUCGCCGCCCGUGACGCGGCGCUGCGUCGGAGCGGCUCGAUCGGCGUGUCACACCUGCCACGCCUGGCUGUCUACGCCGCCGACCAAACGCACUCCACAUUCUUCAAGGCAUGCCGCCUGGCUGGCUUCGACCCUGCCAACAUCCGCUCCAUUCCCACGGGGCCGGAAACUAACUACGGGCUUGACCCAGCUAAGCUUCUCGAGGCAAUGCAAGCUGAUGUUGACGCCGGUCUCGUGCCAACAUAUGUCUGCGCCACGGUCGGCACCACAUCUUCCAACGCUGUCGACCCAGUGGGCGCCAUUGCCGACGUUGCCGCCAUGUUCAAUGCAUGGGUCCAUGUCGAUGCUGCCUAUGCUGGCAGUGCUUGUAUCUGCCCGGAGUUUCGACAUCAUCUUGACGGAGUCGAGCGCGUGGACUCCAUUAGCAUGAGCCCACAUAAGUGGCUUCUCACGUGCCUCGAUUGCACAUGCCUCUACGUUCGCGAUGCUCACCGAUUGAGUGACUCAUUGGAGACCAACCCGGAGUACCUCAAGAACGAUGCUACUGAUUCCGGUGAGGUCACCGAUCUUAAGGACAUGCAGGUCGGCGUCGGUCGGCGCUUCCGUGGGCUCAAGCUUUGGAUGGUCAUGCGCACCUAUGGUACCGCAAAGCUUCAAGAACACAUCCGUAGUGAUGUUGCCAUGGCUAAGAUGUUUGAAGAUUUUGUCUGUGCCGACAACAGGUUUGAGGUGGUCGUACCGAGGAACUUUGCUCUUGUGUGCUUUAGGAUCAAGCCAAAUGGAGCCAUGACGGAAGAGGACGCCGACGAGGCCAACCGUGUGCUAAUGGAGAAUCUGAACAAAACGGGCAAGGCAUAUCUUGCGCACACGGUGGUCGGUGACAGGUUCGUGCUCCGGUUUGCGGUUGGCUCGUCGCUGCAGGAGGAGAGGCAUGUGAGGAGUGCAUGGGACCUCAUCAAGAAGACUGCGAGCAGCAUAAUGGAUUGAUUGGAUGGACAUACAGACACAAAAAGUUCCAGGAGCUGCACAAAUCCCUAUAUUUAGGACACGGAUAUUCUUUUAAAUUUGUAUUUUGUUUCUCUUUUACUUUGAUUCUGAUUAUUAUUUACUUGGUUAUAUAUAGCAGGCUUAUACAAAACAAAAGAUGAUCAUAGACUAGAAAAGGGCUUAUAUUGAAUGAACAAAAGAUGUUGUUUUUAUAUGUUACUGCAUUGUCGUAGCGAGUGAGGAAUGCAAGCCCACACAGGUCGAUUAAUCAAGAAAUAUAUA